CAGCCAGUGACAUCCUGCAGCGUCCCUUUAUAUUAAGCUGUCUCUCAAAAAAGUGCAAAACAACUGUGGAGGGUCUCCAGGACAAGCUGAUGAAGCUAAGGACUGUGGCUGAUGGUCUGGAGCGUGUGCAUCAGGGCACCACCAUCGGCAGUUUGACAGGAGGUGUGAUUGGAGCAAUGGGGGGGAUUACAUCUAUAGUGGGCCUCAUACUGGCCCCAUUCACUUUGGGAACCUCUCUUAUUGUAACUGGAGUUGGUGUGGGUGUGAGUACACUUGGUGGUGCCGCUGCUGGUGCCUCGAAUAUCACAAACAUGGUGAACCAGUCCUCUGAUCGCAAAGCUGUUCGAAGCAUCAUUAAAGAGUUUGAAGAGAAAAUUAAUGCAGUAGUCACCUGGCUCCAGGAGAUUUACAACAGCUUGCAGGAAAUCAGAAACAGAUUUGAGUCAGCUGACACUAUUGAUCGCAAUUCCAGUGAAAAUCAACUUGCACGGCUUGGCCUCAGGGCAGGGAGGGGCCUAGGUGGGAUUUCUGAACUGGUUCGACUAGUUCAAGUAGUUAACAUUGGCAGGAUCGCAGCACAGGCAACCAGAGCAGUACGUGUGGCAGAGACAGUAACAGGUGUGCUUUCAGGUUUAUUUAUAGCAGUAGACAUCUUCUUCAUUGCCAUGGAUGCUAAAGAGAUACACCACAUUAGACAGGCAAAGGCAGCAGAGGAGAGAACUGCCUCUCAGCCCAUGUUUGUGAAUGAAACCGAAGAUUCUGUGUCCACCUUUGACAAUGCUGCACUAGUGGUCAACGAGUCUGACAGUGCUGAAGCUGACACAUCAGAGGAACAGAACCAGUCUUCCUCAAAAGCCACUCAAACCAGAUCUGAGCUCAUGAAAUUUGUCAAGUCAGUCAGGGAGGCAGCAGACAACUUGCAGGGAGUCCUGGAUGAGCUCAGAAGCAUGAGCUCAUCUAUCCCUUCAUUUGGGGAUGAGAUUGAGCUGGAAUAACAUGAUAGGGAAUGAAUGUAACCCAAAGUUAACUAAACUCAAGUUAAGUUAAAAUUUAAAUUAAAAAAAAUUGUUACUCAUUGAAGUCAC
This is a messenger RNA of Monopterus albus (swamp eel), 1085 nucleotides long. Its product is annotated as apolipoprotein L3-like. Lineage: Eukaryota; Metazoa; Chordata; Actinopteri; Synbranchiformes; Synbranchidae. Gene Ontology annotation, molecular function: lipid binding. Bases 90 to 995 code for a protein of 301 amino acids. Gene Ontology annotation, biological process: lipid transport; lipoprotein metabolic process. Gene Ontology annotation, cellular component: extracellular region; membrane. The record is from RefSeq and is a predicted model, not a curated record. The transcript has 2 exons.